Messenger RNA from Maniola jurtina (meadow brown), 4438 nucleotides. It is a transcript of the gene Mpc1, whose product is annotated as mitochondrial pyruvate carrier 1. The record is from RefSeq and is a predicted model, not a curated record. The transcript is spliced from 4 exons. Gene Ontology annotation, biological process: pyruvate import into mitochondria. Gene Ontology annotation, cellular component: mitochondrial inner membrane. Lineage: Eukaryota; Metazoa; Arthropoda; Insecta; Lepidoptera; Nymphalidae. Bases 294 to 650 code for a protein of 118 amino acids.
UUUCAGAAAUAUUGCACGUUAUCAGUGAUAACCCUAACCUUGACAUCUAUUAGAAAAAGUGCACACGUAAUAAUCCAAGGAAAAUAUUAAUAUUAAUGUGUUCCCAGUGAUCAAUUUAAAAACUAUUUACGUACGAAAACUUUUGUGAUUGGAGUAUUGUUAUAUAACCAUAUUUUAGUUUAAAUAUGCAUAAAUAUUCAACUUGUUGGACUGGUGUUUUUAUUUGUGUUCACAUUCUAUGAUAAUUUUCAUUAUUUUUCAAUUAAGAAAACUUUUAUUUUAAUCAAUUCAAAAUGAGUGCAAUUUUGAAAAAACUCUUGGACCAGCUAAAAAGCAAGGAAUUUAGAGAUUAUUUAAUGAGCACACAUUUCUGGGGUCCUGUGGCAAACUGGGGCAUUCCACUAGCAGCUAUUGCUGACACGAGGAAGGACCCAAGUUUCAUUAGUGGCAAAAUGACAGUUGCUCUCUCGCUCUACUCGAUAAUGUUCAUGAGGUUCGCGUGGAGGGUGCAGCCUCGCAACUUGCUCCUAUUCGCGUGCCACUUCACCAACACCUGCGCGCAGGCCACGCAGGGCGCGAGGUUCGUCAACUACUACUAUAUACAGGGUGAGCCGAAUAAACCAGCCAAGGAAGCCGUCGAAGCGAAAUAAUCUAGCCUGGAUCUACUCGUAUACUUGUUCUAUUCCACGAUGACCGCUAAGCCUUGGUUUCAAUAGUGAGUGUACAGUGCCCAGCAAAUAACUUGAGCAUUGACGCGAUUGGCUGGCCAAUGGCGCGUGCAUGCGAUUGGUUGAUCAGUCGGCACUACGCCCACUAUAACAAUGUAUGUGUACGUGUGCACUCACACAAACACAACCAAACAGUCUUCGUGUAAUAGAACAAAACUAAUCCUAACUGAUUAUUUGGGUUAGUAUUGUAAUAUACGUUUAAAAGGCGACUCCGACAAACAAGCGAUGGAAGCAGUCGAAUCCAAAUAAUUUAUAGCCAAUAAACAGUGUAAUUAGGAUUAAUAUAAGUUUGCACAACUCGAUAUAUUUGAUACGAUUGCGAGUAUAAAUUUUUGUAGUAAUGCUUCUAUAGGGGCGACUUGAGAGUUAUUCAGUUGUUUUUCGAACCAACCAAUGUCAAAAGAGCUCGUUGACCAUCAUUCAGUGUUAGACACUGAGUUAGCUAGUCACCCCGAUGGUCUUACUAGUCACAGAAAAAAAAGAGGAGGCGAAGUGUAAGGUUACUCGAAAUCUGUCAAUGUGGAUGAAAUGUGCAAACUUGUACUAACCCACAAGUUGUGCGAAACUUCCAGCUAUGACCGUAGCCUCAGUUAGGGAACUAUAAGUAUAGCGCAACUUUUAUUAUGUAAAUACACAUAGACGAAUUUAAGGUUAAAAUCCUUAGAGCGCACUUUGACUUUGCUUAGACUUCAGACUUAAGUUUCAGUUAAAACGAGACAGAUUUAUGCCAGCUGUAUAACGCUGUCUCAUUUUAACGGUGUCUUAAGGCUGAGAAAAGUGAAAGUGAGCUCUAUAGAUCUAAGCCUAAAUAUUUAUUUAUGAUUGGGUAUCUUGGCUUAUUAACGCGAAAAUUAUCAAACUAUUCAACUAAGUAGUAGUCGCGUUCCGAUUAACGUAAGGCUCUUAAGACCCAUGACGCACCAGGCGACUGGUCGACCGGGCGUAAUGACUCUUAAGCAUUAGCACACCGACGCAAGUCACAUAUCUAGCGAAACAAUCUACACCUUUAUAGUGCUAUAAAUCAACUUUAUGUCAACGCCAUAAAGGUGUUAAUAGUUUUGCUAUCGCAUGCGAAUGCGUUGGUGUGCUAAGAGCAUUUAGGCUCUCUUCGCACUGCAUCCGGUCCUAAUCCGAUUCAAAUCCAAGAAUUCUCGACCCGAAAUAACCGUAGUACUAUUUGUAUGAAGAGUUGCGCUAUAGAACCGAAUUUCGUUCGGUUAUAUUGCGAUCCGGUUCGAAAAAAAAGCCGAAAAUAUUUCCUAUUCGGAGCAUUCACGGACCGAAUUAACUAUAGCUCGCGACAGGUCGUCAUGGCAAUCGGGGGAGGGAUGUCCUGCGCACAGCCACCGCUAAUCCGGCGCAGGAUUGCGUGGGUGACGUGCAGGUGGGGCGUGGGGGUGUGUGGGGCGUCCCUCCGUCUCAUACAUCUCUCACUCUCCUGGAGUUUUCCAGAUAUUAUUUUUCUCGAAUUCGGAUCGAAUGCAAUGCGUAAAGACCCUAAGAGUAAAAUAUAUGUUGUGUUGUGCUUGUGUGUACUAAAAGUACGUAAAUAUACAGGGUGCACCGAAGAAAGAAACGAAAGAAUCUGUCGAAGCGAAUUAAUUUAAUUAUGUAUACUAUUUAAAUAAGACAUAUAGAUGAAUUUAUAGCUUUUAAUAAUUGGGUAGUUGACUUGUUGGUGUGGAUAAGAAUUUUUGUUUUUUUAAGCCUUGGUAUCUAUCGGUUAAUCUUAAGUAACCUUAGCUUAGUUAGCCUGAGAUCUAUAGAGCGUACUUUUUUCUCUCUCGUCUGGUUUGUAACCUUGACUUUGCUUAAACUUAAGUUUCAGUUAAAACAAGACAGAUUUAUGCCAGCGGCAUAACGCUGUCUCGUUCUAACAGUGUCUUAAGGCUGAGCAAAGUCAAAGUGAACUCUAUACAUCUCAGCCUUAAGUUCGUCUCUUGUAUAGUUAAAUGUUAGUGCAAUGAAAAUGGUAAUAAACAUAUAAACCAUAAUAAACGUUAGCUUAUGCACCUUUGUAAUAAUUUUGAUCACUUUUAUACGUACGUAAACGCUGUGAUCUUUUCCUCAACAGUCAGUCUACCCAAUGUGUCCAUAAUGUGGCUAACCAUUGCACACAAUCUCUAAACUUAACUAAAAUUAUAGAUCUCUGUUUAUUGCCAUCCCUUUCAUAAUACUCCCUGCAGAAAAGGAUAGCACUAGACUCUAUCCAUUGAGAGAAGUUAAUAUAGAGUUCUCUCUGUUAUGUAAUCCCAUACAAAUGACAAAAUCAAAAAGUCCAUUGGUUUUACAAGUUUUGAGUGACCAACCAAUCACAAACGAAACUGUUUUCCCAUUGAAUUACUAAUGUUUUUGAAAAAAUGUUUGUCAUUUGUUGGUCUCUCAAACUGGUUAACGCCCACUGAAUUUUUUGUCUGUCAUGUUUAAGUGAAUAUUAUAGAUUUAGACCUCUCAAUUUAGUUUAGUUUAGAGAUUGUGAAGAACAGAAUUAGCUACAAUGGCCGCAACGCUUAGAACUGCCUUUUAAGUAAACAUUUAGUGCCAUCACAUUAAUAUAGUUAAACAUUUAAGACGUCAACCUAGUUGGUGAUAUACUUAGAAGUAAAUGUAAUGUGAAAUAUGCAAGCACAAAGUCUUUGAUUGUGAUUGUUAGGACAUGUGUUCACUGGCAAGUUUUUGGUAUACAAAUCUUGCAGAAGUAGACUUACAAAAAGCUGACUUCAGCAAGAAAUCACACUGCCAAGGAUCACUGGUAGAGAUAAUUGCUUUCCUGUCCACUUAUCGUUUUUCUUUUUACUAAUUUUUGGUACGAAUAAAAAAAAUGUGGACGGUACUUGCUAGUGAACACGGCCUUAUGUUAUGAAUUAGGGCAGAUUCAGACUAGCGUUUUUCUGCGCGAAUUACUCUCGUUUUAGGCGGCGCGACACUGAGGGCGAAAUUAAUUCUAGUAUCGACUAUUCUCACAAAUUAGUCGAUACUAGAAUUAAUUUCUUAAACUGGACCCUUUCAAGUAAAGAUUUUUAUAUAAACCUGUGAGGAUGAUACUGCCAUUGUCGCAAUUAAAAUACCAUAAGCCUACGUUGUCGUAUUAGUUUAUAAAUUGCGAAAAACCAAAUUAAAUUUGAAUUUCGCGGGCAGGCCCGUCGCUUCCACCUUAAGUAACAUGGCGGAAAGUCAUCCCUAUUCUUAUUUUUGACAGCAUUAUAGUAUGUUAUGAACUUAACGUUUAAACAAUCGAGAGUGAUUUCCAUUAUAAGUAUAGCUUGUUACGGCUGUACUCACGUAUUUAGUCGACAUAAGCCCGUUAUAGUUUUGAACCUUUUCGAACCCAUUCAGGGUCCUUUUUCAUAGAGACUUGGCUCGCUGCGCGUCGCGGUUGAGACUCUGAUGAUGGGUUCGAAAAUAGUCGAGUAUACGUCGACUAAAUGCGUGAGUAUAGCCGUAACAAUCUAUAAGUACUUUUAAUAUUAUGAACUGUUUGUCUUAUGCGUAUUAGGCUGGAAAGUGGAAACCAGUCUUAGUUCCUUUCAAGGUUGUUAUAUUAUAAUGAAGUGUUUUUAGUACUAGUGCGAACUUGUGAUCAGCGUUGUGGCCAUGGGUAAUAUAUGUAGUGAGUAUGUGACGUCGCUGUGUAUGUACAAAGUAUAUUUUUUGAAUAUUUAUUAUAUUAUGAUCAUAAUUUUAAAAUAAUUAUACUCUGUUGAUCUGUU